UUCUCCCAAUCUCUCCAUGGAUGUAUUUGACAGCUUGCUGCCCCUGUCAGUCCAGGAUCCCAGUGGAAAUUGGAACUGGGAGGGCUCUUUCUGCCUGGGGGAGGCUACCCAGCAGUGUGAGGGAUUUACCAUUUACCACCUUUCACUCCCUGUCCCUUGCCGUGUCCUACUGAAGGCCAUGUGCAGUGGCAAGUUGCAGACGGGUUUGCUGGUGGCUGGCUACUUCAUCUACCUGCUGGUGGGUGCUGCCGUUUUCCAGGCUCUAGAGAGGAGUGCUGAGAAGCAGGAGAAAAUUGCAGCUGCCCAAAUGAAGGAGGCUUUUCUGCAGAAGUUCAACCACCUCACAGUGCCGGAGAUGGAGCAAUUUAUGAAGAAUUUGACUGAAGCCAUUCAGAAUGGAGUAUACCCUGUUGGAAAUAAAUCACAGACUGAAGACAGCAACUGGGAUUUCAGUAACUCCUUCUUCUUUGCAGGCACUGUUGUGUCCACAAUAGGCUAUGGCACACUACGUCCUAAAACUGCUGGGGGCCAGAUAUUCUGUGUCUUCUUUGCUCUGUUUGGAAUCCCUCUGAAUAUAGUUUUUCUGCACCAUGUUGGUAAGAUGCUCUCACUGCUGUGUAAAAAGCUGGGGAAAUUCCUACACGAGAAAGGAAUGAGAAAGAAGAAGAUCAAAUUUUUUACUCUUUUGUUCUUUCUGGCAACGGGAAUCCUAGUUUUUAUAUGCUUGCCGUCACUCUUCUUCAAGAAAACAGAGGGUUGGUCCUACAGUGAAGGAAUUUACUUUGCAUUUAUCACCCUCAGCACCAUUGGCUUUGGAGAUUAUGUAGUAGGUAAACAGCCUGAUAGGAAUUACUUUUCCUACUACCGAACUCUGGUGGCCAUUUGGAUUAUUUUUGGCCUAGCCUGGAUAGCUCUCCUAUUUAAUUUAUUGACAACGGUACUAGAAGAUACUGAAAAAAUAAUUGUCAAGGAUCUCCACCAAAUUGGAAAGGGGGGUAAGGAUAAUGAGGCAUGCCAACAAGGAAGAUGCUGGCCUACUCAAUUUAUUCCAGAAGAAGAACCACUGUCAUCACAUGCUGGAGGGGAUGCACAGAAAAUGGAGUCAUUAGCAGAAGAUUCUGAGCACACAAUAAAUGAAAUAGAUGGUGUUUCUUAUAGCAAAAUUAUUGCCAAAACAGAUGAAAAUUAAAUUUUUCGUUGGAGAGUUGCUGGUGAAUUAUUCUAAAGAAAUUCCCAUGGAAAUAAAAUUUCUCCUACCUGUUGCUGAGAUAUGAUCCUUCAGAACUCAAGAUUUACAGUUACACAAAGCCUGAAUAUUAAUGGUAAGAAAUUUGCUCCUCAACUUGCAGCCAGCUUCUCAACUUGUCAGUUGUUGCUGACAACCUGAGAUGUGCACUUGUUUUGCAAGGCUUUUUUUUAAGGUGCUUCCACAAAAAUGCAGAGGAGGGGGAUGGUAGAGCUUGCUUGUUCUAUUUGGACUUUGCUGCUUGCAAGAAACCAUGUUUCUUCUGGGAACUGAAAUGCACAAGCUUUUCUGAAGCAUAGCACCUUUGGAAGAAGAGAUAAGGGUAUAUAACUUAAUAGAUGCCUGCUUUGAGCCAUCAUAUUGGAUAAGCUAUUAUGUUCUGAAAGACACAUCUAAAUGUCAAGAGCUGGGCUCAGUUCAGAGGCUCUUGGAGCAUCUAAUGGACAGGGUUUGAAAUGGGUUAGCAUAUUAGAAAUGAUUAAUUCUACCUCUUUCUAUUUUGUACUAAGAUUAAUAAAGGCAAUUUCAUCUUUUACCC
Messenger RNA from Cuculus canorus (common cuckoo), 1784 nucleotides. Its product is annotated as potassium channel subfamily K member 16. Gene Ontology annotation, cellular component: membrane. Gene Ontology annotation, molecular function: potassium ion leak channel activity. The coding region runs from base 17 to 1189 and encodes 390 amino acids. Gene Ontology annotation, biological process: stabilization of membrane potential; potassium ion transmembrane transport. NCBI's taxonomy places the organism in Eukaryota, Metazoa, Chordata, Aves, Cuculiformes, Cuculidae. The record is from RefSeq and is a predicted model, not a curated record. The transcript has 5 exons.